Phytophthora sojae is the source of this 876-nucleotide messenger RNA. RefSeq lists its product as hypothetical. Gene Ontology annotation, biological process: mitochondrial respiratory chain complex IV assembly. The transcript is spliced from 4 exons. NCBI's taxonomy places the organism in Eukaryota, Oomycota, Peronosporomycetes, Peronosporales, Peronosporaceae. Bases 1 to 876 code for a protein of 291 amino acids. The record is from RefSeq and is a predicted model, not a curated record.
AUGUCAAGCCUCACUUGUGCAGUGAUCGAGCUGACAAGCCAACGUGGAGAUGAAGGGGACGACGUCCAUCGGCCGAGGACACUCUUCGGCCUCACAAUCGCUGCGUGUCUCGCCACUCUCGAUACGAAGCAGAAGAAGAUGGCGAGUCGAGCGAUGCUGGCGACGAAGGCGCUGCGGCGCGGCCCCGCGGCAGGCGUGCAGACUGCGCGCCGCAUGUUCUCGGACGCUCCCGUGCCGGGCACGCGGGCCAACAACUUCGGGCCGGUGACUUGGAGCGGCCUUGCACUCGCGGGUGUCGUGGGCAGCGGUGUCGUGUACUAUUACUACUCGGAGAAGGACCGGCUGCAGACCCAGUCCACGUCCAAGGUGACGUCGGUGGGCAAGCCACUGCUGGGUGGACCAUGGACGCUCGUGGACUGUGACACCAGACGUGCUGUGACGGACGCGUCGUUCCGCGGCAAGUACUCGCUGCUGUACUUCGGCUUCACGCACUGCCCCGACAUCUGCCCCAAUGAGCUGGUGCGCAUCGGCGACGUGCUGGACAAGCUCGAGGUGGAGAAGUGUUCUGAGGUGGUGCCGCUGUUCGUGACGGUGGACCCCAGACGCGACACGGUCGAGCAGAUGCAGGCCUACAAGGCCGACUUCCACCCCAAGUUCAAGAUGCUCACGGGCACGCGCGACCAAGUGGCCGACAUCACCAAGGCCUACCGCGUGUACUUCUCCAAGGCUGAUGAGAACGAGGACGACGACGACGACUACCUGGUGGAUCACUCUAUUGUGAUGUAUCUUGUCGGCCCGGAUGGCGAGUUCCUCGACUUCUUCACGCAGAAUGCACGCGUUGACGACAUUGCCGCCAAGGUCAAGACGUAUUUUUGA